CAUUUGGUUAUACGUCAAUUGAUGUUUGAAAGAAAUAAUAAUUUUCGCCGCUUUGUUGUUUAAUUGAAAGUAAUUCUUGUGGGUAGUAAUAUUUACUAUAUCUACCGGUUUUAAGCCACUCAACCUCAAGUAAAAAUAUAAUUUCUAUGUGUGCGUGUGAUUGUGUAUGAGCUGCAGACGAACCAGCAUAAAAGGAAACGUAGAUCGCUCUUAAUGUGCAACAACAACAGAAUAACAAAGAAGUAAAGAAAAGUGUGGAAAAGAUAAAAUAUCGCGAUUGUUCUUUGACUACAAGUCGUAUACAUACAUAUGUACAUACAUACACAUAGUCGUGUAUUAUAAGAUAAUAAUAAUUCUGUGCAUAAAACGCUUUAAGUGAAGCUCAGUGCGUGCGUGUUUCUAUUGUUAAUACAGCUGGUAUUAUUUGUAUUUCCAUCUAAAAGCUAAACGAAGUUUAUUCACACUACUGUGCCUAUACACACACCUCAUAAGUUAUUCGAAUACUCAACCACUGCAAUCCAAGCAAACGAGCAAACUUUCUACAUACAUAUAUACAUUUGCGGGACUUUCACUGCAACUGAAAUUUUUUACUGCUAAUUGGAAAUCUAAAUUCCCAGUGACUAGAGCUUUGAAGCAUUUUUGGCAAAAAGGAGGAAACGCAAUAUUUUAAAAUGUAUCCAUUCGGUUCCGGCAUGCCACAACCCAAAUCCAAUACACCAUAUAACAAUAGUUACAACCAUCCCAAUCCUGGUGCGCCUGUUGGCGUGCCAUUCGGCGCUGGUUGGAUAGCGCCCCCACAACACCCCACACAACACUCUUCGCCACAACAUGUGCCGCAGCAAAAUAGCUUACACUAUCAGCCACUGUCUCCACAUCAUCAAACUCCUUACCCACCCGCCAACAAUAUUCCGCAUACUCCUCAGCAUCAUGCGCCCUAUCCACCAAUUAAUACGCCAUCUAAUGCACCCUAUCCGGGUUCAUCAUACCCACAUAAUCCCCAACAUGCACAAGCGCCUUAUCCGUUCUCUACGGGAUCACCAACAUACGGCACUAUGGGCGGCAACGCACACUCUCCACACUACACACAUCCGCCGACGCAUCCAUCUUAUGCGCCAACACAUGGAUAUACACCGGUGCCGACGUCGGUCGGUUAUGAAUCUCCAGCUGGCAAUAUCGCCCAUUGCUUCCAAGAAUUGGCCCACCUGAAAGGCCACAUGCUGCACCAACAUCAGCCGUUUGCCCGAAGAGAGGGCACACCAACUGUACUCCCUGCACAGGGAUUCGAUCCGGUCAAGGAUGCCCAUGAUUUGCGCAAAGCCAUGAAAGGUUUUGGAACCGAUGAAGAUGCUUUAAUUAACAUCAUUUGCCGCCGUUCCAACGAGCAGAGACAGGAGAUCCAACGCCAAUAUAAAACUCAUUUUGGCAAAGACCUAAUCGAAGAUGUUAAAUCCGAGACUAGCGGUAAUUUUGAAAAGUUGCUUGUUGGUCUCUUGCGUCCAAUUGUUGACUUUUACUGUGCGGAGUUAAAUGACGCCAUGGCGGGGAUCGGCACCGACGAGGAGGUGCUCAUCGAAAUAUUAUGCACUUUAUCGAAUGUGGAAAUUCACACCAUCAAAAACCAGUACUUGCGCCUGUACGGCGCCCAUUUGGAAUCAGAAUUGAAGUCGGAGACGUCUGGCAACUUUAAGCGUCUCUUAGUGUCGCUGUGCACAGCAGCACGUGAUGAGAGCGGUCAAAUUGACCCGGUCGCAGCGCAGUCGGAUGCACGUGAGCUGCUCAAGGCAGGCGAACUGCGUGUCGGCACUGAUGAGAGCAUGUUCAACAUGAUUUUGUGUCAACGUAACUACCAACAGUUACGUUUGAUAUUCCAAGAAUAUGAAAAAAUGACUGGCCACACAUUGGAGAAGGCAGUACGUAAAGAAUUCUCGGGUGAUAUAAUGGAGGGAUUGAUAGCCAUAUACAAGUGUGUCACCAACAAAACGGAAUACUUCGCCUCGCGCUUGCACAAGAGCAUGGCUGGCAUUGGUACAAAUGAUAAGCAGCUGAUACGCGUCGUGAUCACGCGCUCCGAAAUCGACUUGGCUGAUAUUAAGGCUCAAUUCGAGCGUAUAUAUGGCAAGAGCUUAAAGAGUUGGAUAAAGGGUGACACAUCUGGUCACUAUAAGCACGCAUUAUACGCUCUCGUCGGUGAACAACGCUCCUCCUAAGUACCAAAAUCAGCGCUUAUAACACAAAUACACAUAUACAUAUAUAAAUAGCACUUACAAAACGCCUUAGAAAUCUACAA
Messenger RNA from Bactrocera tryoni, 2287 nucleotides. RefSeq names its product annexin B11. The transcript is spliced from 9 exons. The coding region runs from base 672 to 2207 and encodes 511 amino acids. The record is from RefSeq and is a predicted model, not a curated record. Gene Ontology annotation, molecular function: calcium ion binding; calcium-dependent phospholipid binding. NCBI's taxonomy places the organism in Eukaryota, Metazoa, Arthropoda, Insecta, Diptera, Tephritidae. Gene Ontology annotation, cellular component: cytoplasm.